CUUACAGGUAUGUAUUUUGAUAUGAUUUCGAUAAGAAAAUGAUAAUUGUCAAAUUUUGGUCCAAACAGAAAAAAAGUUUUGUUUUUAAGUGGUUGCUUUUCCAGAAAAUCCACAAAAAUGUAUACUAUUCAUCCUGAGACUCCGAUGCCCCCAUCUACGAUAAGUGUGCUUGAUGGCAGCUUUCAUAAAAAUCAAAAGAAUGUGUACUUAGAUGGGGCGAUGCCCCUCUAUAAAAUCAGAGGUGACAACCCUAUUAUGAAAGUGGCUCCUGCGCCUCCACCGAAGUUUACGAACGGCAAUCGUCCAGAAAUUAUGGAAGCCUUCGAUGAAAAUGGUCAGAUCAGAAGUAAGAUCUAUGAAGCUUUAAAGCCGAUGUUUCUCACAUUACGAACCUUGGGAAUCUUCCCAAUAACCAGUGAUGGGACGACUUUUAGCACCACUUCUCAAUGGAUUGGUUAUUCUUUGGCACUGUUGUUUGCUGUUCUGGGUUACACGGGUUAUCUGAAAUGGCAAAAAAACUUAACACCGAAAAGUGUUGAAGGGCGUUUCGAGGAGGCGGUAAUUGAUUAUCUUUUUACCGUUUAUCUGAUCCCGAUAGUGAUAAAUCCGAUUACCUUGUACGAGGCUAGAAAGCAGGCCAAUGUGCUAACACAAAUGAUUGCCUUCGAAAAAAUCUAUUCUAGGAUAUCGAAGAAAAGAUUGAAUUUGAAUUUGGGCGCAAAACCUUUAAUUAUCACUAUAAUGCUAUUAGUUCUUGGAUGUGGAACUAUGAUUACUACACAUCUUACUAUGUCUACUUUUAUUAUUUAUCAGGUAAUCCCUUACUGCUACAUAAACGUGAUAACCUAUAUGAUGGGUGGCGCAUGGUACGUCUACUGUGAAAUAAUAGCUACCAUAGCUACAACCUUAGCUGAGGAGUUUCAGUUCGCACUAAAAAAUAUCGGCCCUUCGACUAGAGUAUCGGAUUAUCGCUCUCUAUGGAUGCUGCUGAGCAGAAUAAUCCGAAACGUAGGAAACUCCUUUGGUUACGCUCUCACAUUUCUUUGUCUGUACCUAUUUUUCGUGAUCACUCUCACGAUUUACGGGCUGUUGUCGCAGAUACAGGAAGGGAUGGGAAUUAAGGAUAUAGGGUUGUUCAUCACAGGGUUUUCUGCAGUAAUUAUGUUAUUUUUCAUAUGUGAUAAGGCGCAUUAUGCUUCGGCGUGUGUUAGGACGUAUUUUCAAAAGAAAAUUUUGCUUGUGGAGUUGUCUUGGAUGAACGAGGACGCACAACAAGAAAUAAACAUGUUCUUAAGGGCAACUGAAAUGAACCCCGUCGAUAUGUGUCUUUGUGGAUUUUUUGAUGUAAAUAGGAAUUUAUUUAAAUCGUUAUUAGCUACAAUGGUUACUUAUUUGGUGGUUCUUCUACAAUUUCAAAUAAGCAUUCCAGAAAAUGAGGAGGAAAGUCCCAAGCACCCUUUAAACUCCACCAUUUAUGCAAAUAUUACUGCGUCUUUUUAAAUUUGUAACUAUUUUUUUGUUGGAAUUUAACUAGGGUGAUAGCCUUCGGGAGACUUGUAUUAAGGAGAGAAAGACAAUUAAAAUUAAAUAGUCAUUAUUGUCGUAUGUAAUAAGUAAUAUAAAACUAUAGGCAUACAAUAAAUUUAAUGUUAAUAUAC
This is a messenger RNA of Anthonomus grandis grandis, 1658 nucleotides long. It is a transcript of the gene Gr63a, whose product is annotated as gustatory and odorant receptor 24. Gene Ontology annotation, biological process: sensory perception of taste. The transcript has 7 exons. The record is from RefSeq and is a predicted model, not a curated record. Gene Ontology annotation, cellular component: neuronal cell body; membrane; axon. Bases 118 to 1500 code for a protein of 460 amino acids. Lineage: Eukaryota; Metazoa; Arthropoda; Insecta; Coleoptera; Curculionidae.